CCUGCGCUGUUGAAUACAUACAUACCUUCCCUUUCCAGGCCUCGGCUCCGUCCGUCCCCAAUCUCCCCUUUCGUCUUCUCUUCCCGCUCCCGUCCCGAAAUUAGCCCACCGAUUAGCUUGCUUGCCCUAGCAGAUCGAAGCCGUAGCCCUAGCCGAGGAGCGCCCAUGGCCGCUGCGAUCGUGGCCUGAGGCGGCGGGGCUCUUCCCAUGGGGUGAGGGGAUGGACCCUAGCCUGAAGGAGGAGGUGAUGAAGGCGGUGGAGGAGGCGAGGUCCGCGGCGGCGCCGCGGUGCCGGGUGGUGCGGAUCAUCGUGCACGACGAGGACGCCACCGACUCGUCUUCCAGCGACGACGAGGGAGAGGAGGCGGGGGAGCGCGCCGCGGCGCACCCGGCCGCGGCGCCGGCGGGGAGCGUGAAGCGCAGCCGCGUGCUGCUCCAGUCCGCUGGGUGCGGGGCGGAGGAGGACGGCGAGGGGGCCAGGUUCACGGGCGUGCGGCGGCGGCCGUGGGGCCGGUGGGCGGCGGAGAUUCGCGACCCGCUGCUCCGCCGCCGCGUCUGGCUCGGCACUUUCGACACCGCCGAGGAGGCCGCGGCGGCCUACGUCGCAGCGCGCCUCCGCAUCCGCGGGCCCAGCAACUCGCUCCCUCCGCCCGAGCACCGCCCGGCCUUGCCCCCACGUCCCCCGCCGCCACCUCAGCAGCGGGAGAAGAAGCUGCCGCUGCCGCCGCCGCCGCCGCCUCUCCUUCCGCUUCCGCCGAAGAAGCAGCAGUAUCCGCCACCGCCUCUGCUUCCGCCGAAGAAGCAGCUGUAUCCGCCACCGCUUCCCCUCCUCCCACCAAAGAAGCAGCAGCAGCAUCACCAUCACCCGUCACCGCCUCUGCCCACGCUUCCGCCGAAGAAGCGGCUGCCGUCGCCGCCUCUGCUGCGCGAAAGCAAGAAGCAGUGCGUCGCCUCCUCCCCAGCGGAGCCGCGUUUCAUGCCGCUGCCGGUGUGGGCGCUGAUGUCCGGCUCCGGGAAGCGCAAGAAGCGGUCGGGCUGUGGCGGGCGCGUCCCCGCCCUCCACACCCCCGCCGCCGAGGAGACGGGGCGCGCCUGAGAAGGCUGAGACGACUGGGACCUCCCUGCUUCUGGUAUCCAUCCCCUACCGCUUCUUGAUCAUGCCAUGCCAAUCUGAAUUGCCGCUCAAUCGGUGCUGAUGUGAAGAGCCUGUAACCUCUCUGAUUCAUGAACUGAUGAAUUUGUGUACAUAUGCUGCUGCUGCUGCUGCUGGAACCGCAGCGGGUGAUGAACUGAUCUGUAAAACCCGACGUAUUAUUCAUAUGUAAUAAAUAAGUAUCUGUUGACAA
This is a messenger RNA of Zea mays, 1346 nucleotides long. Its product is annotated as membrane protein. Bases 221 to 1096 code for a protein of 291 amino acids. The record is from RefSeq and is marked validated. Gene Ontology annotation, molecular function: DNA binding; DNA-binding transcription factor activity. The transcript has a single exon. Gene Ontology annotation, biological process: regulation of DNA-templated transcription. Lineage: Eukaryota; Viridiplantae; Streptophyta; Magnoliopsida; Poales; Poaceae.